AUGACGUGUCGGCGGUGGAACGACGUGACGCGCAAUGUGCCUGCGCUGCGCCUGGAAUCGAGUGGCGGUGGCGUGGCAGCUAACCAGGCGCCGUACUUGACGUUUGAGUGCCAGGCCUCGCGAAUGAUCCUCCGCACGCAAGCCCUGCGCCAGCUCACCAUCGUCUCGCCUCUAGCACCGCCUUCAAACCACGGAGGGCCGUCUUACCCCAGCCAGACGGCGUCAAGCGGAUGUCACGGAACCUCUAGCGGCGGAGGUCCUAUGAUGACUCCCAGUGGACGUUCCGCUCCUCCAAGCCGCGGACCUUCCACUUUCUGCAGACGUCCCUCUUACUCCACCGAGUCGGCGGAACUCCCCUCCUCCGCAAAUUGCGCCUGCUGCAGCCAGCAUUAUUGCGCCAGCCAGGCUUCUGCGCCAUUUGGGGGAGUCCCCCCGCCCCGCCAUCCGCGGGAGUUCAUUUUUGAAGCGUGGAUGCGCCACGUCGGGCCGUCUCUGCACUCUCUCACCCUCUCACGCGCACUUCCUGCCACGAAUUCCGCGAAGCGCCCUUGCGGCAACGGCACCAGCGGCGGGAGCGUGGUGGUAAACCUGUGGGAGGAGGAGGACGCAAGUCUGCAUCUCGCGCACAUUUCUCGCCACUGCACCAACCUGCAUUCGCUCUCAUUGGGCCACGUGUCUCUCUCCGCUCCUACCCUGCUCGCCACUCUCCAGCCCAUGCCGGCCCUACACCACCUCUCGCUCUCGUGGCUCCACGCGUCUCCCGCCGCCCUUCACGCCGUGCUUGACGCCGCGCCGAACCUCCGCCACCUCACGAUAUUCAUGGCGUCAGGUUUCCCGUACCUGAAACUACGCGUUCCUCCGUCCCUCCAGCACCUCUCGCUCUCCUACAUCCGCGCGGAAUCCGUCUUGCUUCACUCCGCGCGCUCCCUCCAAUUUCUCUCUGUCCGCGACAUGUUUCUCAGCGCGCUCUGCAUCCACGAUGCGCCCAACCUGCGCCAACUCGCCGUCGCUUCCGCCAACCGCCUGCUCGUCUCCGCGCCUCGCUCCAGCCGGCUCGCGUCGAUCGACCUCCGCGCGGGCUCGCUCAACUGGCCCGCCACCGAAACCCUAAUUUCAGCCAAUUCGGCUGCGCUCGAGUCGCUCUCCCUCGAUUUUUUUGCCACCAGCUCGGGCCUGCCCUCGGGGGAGGAGGAGGAGGAGGAGGACGAGGAAGAGGAAGAGGACAUGGAUGACAUGGAGUAUGAUGGAGUUUGUGAUGCUACUUGCAUCGAUGAGCAUGGGGAGGAAGAUGAGGAGGGACACGACAUUGAUGGGGAGACCAACUACUUCCCACACUCAUCUGCUCCACUUUCUGCCCCGCCUGCCUUGUUUCAUCUAAUUGAGCCCAACACUGCACUGGCCAGAUUCACUCAGCCUGUGGAUUACCGCUUUGCACUGACAGCAGCAGAGAGACAGCACCAGCUGUUUUUGAAGGGCCUGGACUUCCUCCAUAGGCGGUUUGGAUGCUUCCAUGUAGCAUCCCCUAUGCUGUACAGGAGGAAAACUGUCUGA
Closterium sp. NIES-65 is the source of this 1551-nucleotide messenger RNA. NCBI's taxonomy places the organism in Eukaryota, Viridiplantae, Streptophyta, Zygnematophyceae, Desmidiales, Closteriaceae. The record is from the annotation of a GenBank genome assembly.